CGUAUUCCUUGAUUUCAUAAAAAUUUUGAUAUGAUUGUACUUCAAUAUGGCGAACCGCGACAAAGGACGCAGAAAGUGGGGAGAAUUUUUACAAGAUAAUACAAAAUCAGAAAAAGAUAGAUCAAUAGGAAUGCGUGGUGGAGGAAACAGAGCCCCCCAAGCUUUGUAUAGGCCAGGAAGUGGACCUCUUCGUAAAUCUGGAAGAUCCACAGAUGAUUUAGAGAAUGAGAACAUCUCGCUGGAGACAACUAAACCAAGCUCCGUCCAACAUCGUUUGAAGCAGUCACAACUGAACAGAUCCAAUCAAAGUUUUAAUAAUCCACCAUCAUCUCAAGUUGAACACGUAACAGAAAAAUUGAAUGAUUUAAACGUUAACUACAGAACUACUACAGACAUUGAACAGACACAAGGUUCUUCACAAAAUAGUAAUUUAGGAGAUUCACGAAGGAAAAGCAAGAAACCGGAACAACAGCUGUAUGUACCCAAAAAAGUAAAAGAAGCAUUAGCUGAACAGGACAUUUCGAAUAGAUCAUCCAAUCAAGGGGUUUGGGAUCGAGAUCAAGAUAGAGAACACAGUGAAGACCGUGAUUCUCAUUCCAAUCGCAGUCAUAAAAGCGACAGUCAUCAUAAUCGUGCAGGUGGUCGUGGUGGUCGAGACAAUGAUAAUGGAAACAGAGGCAGAGAUGAUCAUGGGAAAAGAUAUUCGGGAAAUCGUCGAAAUCGUCAUGGCAAUGAAAAUGAAGAGCGUUGGCGAUCUGAUUCACCUCUAUCUAAUAGAAGCUUUGGAACUCGGAAAGAUAAUUCCCGUGAAGUUAGACAGGGUUCAGAGCCACUUUUUGCAACAAUGAAUCAUGUAAAUGAUUUCAAUCGUACGAGGGAUACACGCAGCGUAGAACCAGACAAAUUUCAAGGCAAACCACCUUCAGGCAAAUGGGGUGGUCCAAAAGAUAGUUUACCCAAAAAUAUAAAAAUAGAACACUUACCACCACGGUUACAGAAAAAAUAUCUUAUUGAUAACGGUUUACCAUUACCACCAAGCAAUCCAUCACCCGCAGAAGACUGGAAUGGCAGUAGUAUAACAUUUCAGGGAUCAACAAGCUAUAAUUAUCCACCUGCUAUGCAACAUUCACAAACUAUGCAAAGUUUACCACCUUCUGGCCCAUUACCUCCACAACCUAGCUGGUCUAAUACAGUUCCGGCAAGAAGUAGAGGCAGAGGUAGACUCAGACCCGAAGAAAUCGAAAGUUCAACAAACAUCUUUAGGUGUGUUACACCUGAUCAAUAUUCAGCUCCAAGUUCCCGGUCUCAUACACCAAGUCAAGAAUACAUGCAAAGUAGGUCUUACGAUCGUCGUGGUAGCAACAGUACUAUGUACACCAGUAUGGAGAGUUUAAGUCGUGCUGACAGUUCAAUGAUGUUGCCACCACCGUCAGUAUCACCUGUAACUUCAACAUCUAGUGUGAACAAACGUCACAGUUCGCCCGAUAGCCAUCGUCGGGGAAUGUCACCACCGCCAACUUUCCAUCGUCCUCAAACGCAACGACAAAAUAACAGUGCACUUGACCGUAAUACAGCAUCGGAAAAGAAAAAUAAUCCGCAAAAUUUAAGCAUUAGUCCAUCAAAAAGUGAAUCCCUCAAUACUGGCUCAAAUACAGCUGAUCAUGUAUUUGAUUGGAAUGAGGAGGUUGAGUUGCAUGAAAAAUUGGAAGCUGAACGCGCAAGUCGUAGUUCUUCUGUAUUAAGUUUGCGUGAAAACGUUAACAUGUCUGGAAAUGAAACUACAACUAGCAAUCACAGCCGACGUAAAAAAAGAAAGCGUGAAAAGCGACACGCAGCAGAUCGGAGCAGCAGCAGGGAUAAAGCUCGAGUUAAUAGCCGUGAUCGGCAAAAUAAUCAACAGAACAGAGAAAAUGAUAACUACAACAACAAUCAAAAGAACAAUAAUAGUAGUAGAAGAUAUGAUCACAGAAGGCAUCAUCGCAAUAUUAUACAACAUAGCCGAGAAUCUAGCAAAGAUAGAAAUUAUCGUAGUAGUAGUAGAAAUUUUGAUGAUCUUCACAGACAUAGAACAUCUGAUCGAUACUUGGAUGAAAAUUGGAGAACCGGAAGGAAAAUGUCUGCUUGCGAGUCCGACGACGGACGACACACACCAAAUGUUGCUUCUCAUUCUGCCCCUUUAACAAAUACUACUUUGAACUUACCAUCGCACCAAACAUCUACUGGUUAUAACAACUCUCAGCAACCAGGCGUAUUGGUAUUACCAGAUACUAACCAAUCGCCGCCCAAUCAGUCCGGUUCAAGACAGCAAGGGCUGCAGCAACAGAGGACAUUAUUUAAUCAUAACAAUCCCAAUAAACCUAUUGUGGUUCCUUCGCCCAGUAGCAGGGCAACAGUACAAAGAGAGAAUGAUAGCUCAACACAAAGUUCCACUGUCCCUGUGUUCCAAUCUCAUGGAGGCAUAACUUCACCACAUCAUAGUUUUCAAGGAGCACACUUGGACGGUGUACCACCCCCAUACAUGCCGAAUGACCAAUUUGCAAGUACAAGACCUUCGUGGUACGAUCCAUACUCGGAUAGUUUCCGAUCAGCCAAGAAUCCUUACUUACUUCUGGACAUAGAACGUGCUGAUUUAGAGUUACAGUGGAUAUUGAGUUCUGGCGGGUUCACUACAAACUGGGAAAGAGUUUUAUACAUAAGGCAUUUCUUGCAAGAAAGUUUGAAAACUCUACUUGAAACUGACAUCAAGUUUUGUCAAGCCGAGAAUGUUGAGCAACACUUUUGGAAGAUACUUUUUUAUAACAUGAUCGAAAUGCUUCGGAAGGGUAUGCCGAAAGAAAGUUCUGAAGGUCGGGAGCAUUACAAAAAAAUGAUGCUGAAGAUCAUCGACGAAGGCACUGUAUACUUGGAAAGUUUGCUGACUGUUCUUGAGAGCAAAUACGAAUUUAAAUUGGACAUGUUUCUUGCAUCAUCAACUUUGCCUAAAGGCCUUGGAAUCUUGGGCUUAGCGUUAGUAAGCGCGCAGAAAAUAUACUUAUUUUUAGGUGACUUGGCCAGAUACCGAGAACAAGCAAAUGAAACGAAUAAUUAUGGAAAGUCUAGGCAGUGGUAUUUGAAAGCGCAACAACUUAAUCCAAAGAAUGGAAGGCCCUACAAUCAACUUGCCUUAUUAGCUCAUUAUGCACGACGAAAAUUGGAUGCAGUAUAUUAUUAUAUGAGGUCUCUCAUGGCAUCUAAUCCGUUUCAAUCUGCGAGGGAGAGUUUAAUAGGACUUUUCGAUGAAAACAGGAAAAAGUAUCUACAUUAUUAUGAGUCAACCGAACGGAAGCGAAAAGAAGAGAGGGAGUGGAAGGAAAGGGCCAGAAUGAAAGAGAAAGAAGGAGCAAACAAUGUCGGGGGUGGAUUGAGAAGAGAAAUUUGGGUUCAUCCUGGUGGUAGACGAGUUCGUCGUACAACUACCGCAGCCACUGCCAAUGAAGCGAGAUUGUCUCACAGUGAUUUAGAAGACUUGGCGCAACUAAGUAGCGUCGAGGUGAAUAAGAGGUUCGUCACAUCUUAUCUACAUGUUCAUGGAAAGCUGAUUACCAAGAUAGGGAUGGAGACGUUCCAGGAGGCCGGGGUUCAAAUGCUGAAAGAAUUCAGAGCGUUGCUGCAACAUUCGCCGCUUCCGCUUCCAGGGACGCGACUGCUUCAGCUCCUCGCUCUGAACAUGUUCGCCAUCGAGUCGACGCAGCUGAAAGAUGCCCAAAUGGAGCAGGGGUACCGGUCCGAGGUCCAAGAAAGGGCACUGGUCGUAUCCUUGCAGAUGUUCAAUCUGAUUUUAGAACGUGGCGUGUCCUUGCUCAAGUCUCAGUUGGACAGCGGCGAAGAGUCGCGGAUGGUUGUUAGCGAGGACAUGCAAGUCCUUUUACCAGCUAUCAAGAUCUGGUGCGAUUGGAUGCUCUGCCAUAGCACCGUUUGGAACCCGCCACCGUCGUGCACGGACUACAGAGUAGGCCCUGCCGGAGAUGCCUGGAGCAGACUGGCCACGAUGGUGAACCUGUUGGAUAAGCUGUCUUACUCCAGAACUAUUUUGAUCCAGGCCAAGGACGCGGAGGGACGCGAGGACGAACUGGAACUGGUGAAAUUACCCGAAGACACAACCCUGGCAGGAUUUACGCCGCUGAUGUCGAAUCCCCAGGAUCCUAUUUACGCGGAGAAGACCGAGGACAUGGAAAUAGCACAGGUGUGCCUCAGGAUAAACAUGAUAUUGUUCUUCGGGCAAGUGUAUCUCUGCGGCUUGGAGACGCCGGUGUUGAAGUUGCAGAAGAGCGAGAACGGCGACAGUGAAUACGUCUCUGUGGUCGAAGCUUCGAGCACGAGCAUCCCGAGUUCACCGCCGGAACAGAGCGACUCGGAGCUUCUGGUAGAAAGUUACAGCGAGGACGAGGACGAGCCGGUAUCAUCCACCCUGAGGAGAUUACCCUCGUGUUCGGAUGUGCCCGAUGAUAACGCCACGCCGGGUGCCACGGUCGAGAUUAGGUCGUUGAUUGAGAAGAAAGAGGAGCUCGAGAGACGACAGCGAAAGCAGGAUCGUCAUCGGCAACGGGUGCAGCAAAUUCUGCAGAACUCGUCGGUGUCCGUAGAGAUCGAAGUACGACCAAGGCAGCUGGUACCGGACACUAAUUGCUUCAUCGACUACCUGCCGCAGUUGCAGAAUAUCACAAAGGCGACUUCCAACGCGCAACCCAUCUAUACGCUUAUGGUGCCGCUUGUGGUUCUGAACGAGCUCGAGGGGUUGGCCAGGGGUGCGGAUGCCAGAGACUGUCCUCCAGCCUCGAAGGCGGCUCUGGACCCUGAGCACGUGGCCAGGGUGGCUGAGAGUGCGAAAGCGGCUCUGGCCUUCGCCAGAAGCAGAAAUCCAGCUAUCCGGUGCUUAACCACAAGAGGAACUGUCCUCACAUCUAGCACUUUCACCGUCGAGGAGGAUGUUGACAAGGACGGGUCGACAAGAAACGAUGACAGAAUACUGGCUACGUGCUUGAGCCUCUGCAAAACGGGUAACAAAGAUCAGGCGAACGCAGAGGAGAGCCAGCCGAGGCGUCUGCGGCGAGAGGUGGUCCUUUUAACGGAGGACAGGAACCUGAGGGUGAAGGCCCUGGCGAGAGACGUUCCUGUCAGAGAGGUGCCCGACUUCAUGCAAUGGGCCGGCCUCGGCUGAGACGUUUCAUCAACCAGACCCACCCGUUAACGAAAAAUCUCCCGUUACCCCCGCCGAGAAAAUUUCGACCAGCAAACAACCCGCAGCAGCAGCCGCAGCCGCAACAAGAACCAGCAAGACCAAAAGCACAGCGCGGAAGACAGACAAAGAGGAAGGAGAUAUAGAACCAGAUAGAUAGAUAGAAAGGGAGAAAGAGAGAGAGGGUGAGAGAGAGGGAGAGAGAGAGAGUUUGACGGAUGAAGUAAGGAAAUAAAAAAGAGGAUGUCUCGCGAGUAGAUGUCAUCGCGCUCUCCCAAUCGUGGCCGAUCAGCCGUCACGUAAGUUCGUCCCGAUUGUCGAGGUGGCUAGCUUAUUCUUAUCUGCGCGACGGCGAUGAUGACGACGAUGACGACGAUGAGGCGGCGUCGCGUUUUUUUCCACGACAAAUGUUACUUACCUUCGAGCGCGAACCACAAGGAGAGAGAAAGAGAGGGAGACCACGGAUCGUAGGAAUCGUACGCGAGACAGGCGGCGAAUGGUCUCUUCUACGAAACGAGAGGAUCGGCUCUCGAGGGCUGCGAGAUCAUCUCGGCUCUGCGAGACGGUUCCCAUCCCUCGAGUCGGAGGCUAGGCCGCCGGGGCUGAGGCUCCUUUCGCGCGAAACACAGCGGAAAUUCGGUGACAGGCGACGAACGGUUAGUUAAUGAUGGACAGGAGAAACGGUGACUGAGCGGUGAGAUGGCGAGAAGAGAGUUGCGAGAUUAGAGAAAGCGAUGAGAGAGAGAGAGAGAGAGAGAGAGAGAGGGUGACAGAGAGACAGAGGAAGAGAGAGAGGCGUCGGUAUUUUUACACGUAACGAAUAUUUUUUGGUUGAUUUUAUCGACGACGGCCCGCCCCCGCGGACUCGUCCUUUUUUUGUGUACCUUCCUUUUAUCAUGUUUGUAACGAUCUACACACGUAUACACAUAUAUAUAUCUACAUGUAUAUAUUUGUACGCACUUUUGAAUAUUGUAUAGGCCGUAUGCGGUCGUUGGAGGAUGCGCACGGAAUCCGGUGUAUACGUCCGCGUGUUGUUUGCCCUUUCCUUUUUUGUUCUCUUUUAUUUGUUUCCUUUCCUCCCCCCACCCCUGCCCUUUUUUCUUUGUUCUUUUAAUGCCGUCCUUAGCGAACCUCGUACCGAAUGGUUCUCGGAUCAACGUUCCUUUCGUCGAUUUAUCUUUCGGCCUUUAUCUUUUCGCGCGACCGUUUUCGAGCUCUGCGAAGCAGUUUUUCCUGGUUUUUAAUCGUUUUCAUCCGCGCGCGCGCCGUUUGCUCCAAUUCUCGCGAUCGGUCUCCGUUUCGUGGACGUUCUUCUAGCUUUCCUUUUCUUUGGUUUUAAACCCCUCGCGGACAACUCACGGAUCGACGGCCGCGAAUCAUGGAUUCGCCACAGUCGAAUUCGCACGAUCCGGAAUCGUGGGCACUUUUGAAACGAGACGCGGCUUCGACCGAUGAAGCAAGCUUUCGUCGCGCCAUUUCAUUGUUGUGUUCAGAUGGCUGAAGGAGGUAUCGGUGUGUCCCCCCGAGUAAACCGACGACAGAUCGAGUAAUCCACACUAUUCGGCCCGAAGCCUGUGCUCUCGCUAGGCGACGACAGGUGACAUCGGGCGCACGUUUUUCUCGAACAGCGUGAACGCGUGUCGGAUUCGAUUGCUAUCGUUGUUAGUGGUGAUUUACUCGUCGAUACACUUAGUAUUAUUUAUUUAUCGAGUAGCCGAAUGUUCCACCGUUUACUCAUCGAAUUAUCGAAGCGAUACUCAGGUUUUUUCUUCAGACUAGCAACAUUCGUCUCCAAGACAUGCUUAUAAAUCGUUUCGGCAUCGCUCGCAUGAAUGCUGCGAACGCCGGUUGGUUUUUAACGUAAUUAAGGUAAUUUGCCCGAUUGCUUUUACGCGAGAACAUAGAUCAAACGUGACGAAAUAUAACAUAAAAUAGUCCCUAAGCUGCGUUUUAAAGUAAAUCACCGUACAAUAUAGUCAUUUUAACAGCCGAUUUCGUCGAGAUUGGAAUCCCGAGCGAUCGCCCCGGAUCGUCAAACUGCCACGUAGACUUUUAUUUUCUUUCCUUCUUUCUUUCUUUCAACAACGUCUGAACAUCGAACGCGAAAGCUUAGAAGAACCCCUCGAUCCGUGAGCCGUCGACGAGAACAGUUUUAAAUACUCUUUUAUAGUGAUUUACACGCCGUAGGCGUGUCAGAGCCGUACAAGGAGGACGCAUCUUUUACUGCACAAAACAGAGCGGCAGCAUUUUAAACGAGCACGAGUUCACGCGUUCGAAAUGGAAUCAAUUUGACGACAAUUUGCCGACGAGUUUCGGAGCCAUGACGUACGAGGUCCGAGAAGAUCCUCGACGUUCUCCCGGCGAUUGCGCGCGUGUCCUUGCCCAGCACGGACGCGACCGCGCGAAUUUUCCAUCGUGAUGACACACGUGACACGUCGGACACGGGAACGUGGCCACCGCGAGACCCGAAAUGUCGCUAAUUACGGUAAAUUCUCCGCAAUUCGCGCUCAAAUUCUGCACAAAAAUGGGCAAUUUCGAAAGGGGAGACGCGACUAUUCGAGCUUCGCGGCUCGUUUUUGUAGUCACCGAUUAAGAAACAACGAUGAAAAACGACCUGCGAGAGGCUCGAACAAUCGUAUCUGCUCUUCCAAAAUCGUCGAUUUUUGUGCACAGUCUGAGCGCGAAUUAGGGAGCAGUAAUCUCGCGCGGCGAGACACGGUUCCUUUUCGUCGGCGACGUUCACGCCAUCUUGUCGGAAGCUGGCGUUCUUGGCCGGCCAUAUUGGCGCACGCUGGGAACAUCAUUUCUCCUCAUUCUUUCCAAACACAAGGUCAGUUUCUCAGAUUUUUGCUGUAAAGUGAAUGAAAUUACCUUGUUAAAUUCGGCGUUAUUUGUCCGCCGUGUUGAAAUUCACAGUAUUCCAAUUUUCUCGGUGACAUUAUACUCCCUUUCUUUGAAUCGUUACGCAAGUAUCGUUUGAUCAGUGAAAUUCAGAAUGUUGUCUUCAAUUUCGCAACGUUAGAUUCGUCGAUUAUGAUAUAUUUCUCGACGGCCAUUAUCGAUGUCCUCGAGGCUGGCACCGAAUGUUUCAACGAUUAAAUUAGCUUUCAUAUUGAUCUAGAUUUUUUGCAAUGAAUUCAGAUUUUCCGAUCUAUUACCAUCGCUCUAUUGCCAUUAGAUCGCUACAAUUUCGGCCGUUUCGGUGAGAACCAAAAUGGCGUCCGCGCAGCCGACGGCAUUUUCGAGCCGCAAACGCCAUUUCGCGACUAACGCUGGCCGGUCGUCGGCGAACCAGCGCAUGCACGAGGAUUACGCAAUUCCCAAUUAACGCUUAAUAAUCGAGAUCGACGAUUGCGGUCGUUGCACGACUGUCCUUUCGUCGAUCAGAGAAAUGCGUACACCGUUGAUAGAGUUCACAGGCUUCGAGUAUCGGAACGGAAAUCGCGACAGAUUCUCAAGAUCGAAUUGCAGAACGGUUUUUCGAAUUUUCCGGCGAGAACCUUCGUUUCUUCAUCCUCCGCGAUCCACACUUUUCCCGUAAUCCUCUCGAGUACGCCGUCAUUAUCGAUCGUCUAUCGAACUCGAAUAACUCGGCGUAAAUGACACGUUACUAAUAAAAUGUCGGAAUUAUACGCGCACGUUAUAUACAUAGGGAUACAGUUUUCAAGGUCACUAUGGAUUGCAGAGACCACGGAAUCGAGUAAGAUCGAGGAUCGACUGUUGCACAUAAUUAGCGGGUUCACUAUUAUGUAUAUUUAGGUACAUGCUACAAGCAUCGUUUGUAGAAUUAAGAUUUUUCUAAAUUUUAAUUUUCAGCGUAACACUUUUCUGCUCUCACACACAGUAUUCCCUCUUGACAUAACCCUUCGAUGCACGAUUUAUGCUUCUUAGCUUGAACACGGAUGUUUCGCGAAAAAUCACGAAAUUAUUGAUCAUGCGUUCGAGUCCGAUUUCGAUAGCGUUUUCGUCGAAACGCGUCCGAGAGUUUCAUGUGUGCAACGGUCUCGCAGUCGUCGACCGACUGCCGAUGUUCGCGCGAUCACUUUAAUCGAUUUUUCCAUCGGUAGAUCGAUCGAUCUCUCGACAGACGAAACUGACAGGUACCAAAAAUCAUCAAAAAAACAAAAAAGAAGAAAUCCGAAUUCGCAUCAAGAUACGAACUACGAAACGUUGCCUCGCGUUAGAUCGAGACGGUAAUCGGAUCGCGUAGCAUCGCAUCGCGAUCGAUCAACGAACGAACAUCGAUGAUCCACGGGAACGAAAAAGUCCUCUCACAAUCAUCGACUAUAAUACGCGCGCAUUGCACCGGGUCUGCGUUUUUCCAUUGUCCGCGAUUUUCACGAAUUUUCCAGAGAUAGCUGCUAAUCUACGCGUGAACGGAGAUCCAUCGAUGCUUGCAUGAUUUCGUAGGAUCCAGAAUGAGUGUCCGGCGCGAUCGUGACGUUGCUCGAUCGAAUUUCGAAGAUCGAUCCUUUGCAGGGGAUCGGAAUCAAGACCGGAAAAUCGACACGGAAAGGUUACACGGUCGAAGGUAAAACGUUCGCCGAUCUUCGCGUCGAUGUUGGGAACACUGGCGCGAUCCAGAUACGAUAAUAAUCGCGGAGGAUCGAUCGUUGAUCGAUCGGAUCGGUCGCCGGGCAGAUUCGCUGCGAUUCAUUCCUAGUAGAAGGAUCGAUGCGUCGAUCCGCGAUCAACGAAACGAUUCUCCCGAUUUUCGCGUGGAAUCGAUUUCGAACUUUGACCUCGGUUGUCGAACGAAUUCUCGGCGAACUGUCUGCACGAUCAUUGUCUUGUUCGAUCAGAUUCGUCGAACCUGCUGGCGCGAUGCUGUCCGGAUUGCUCGAGGCCCACUGUUGAACGAGAACCAUUGAAAUAACGACAAAACACUAGCAACUUAGCACUUCCUAGCAAAUUAAUAUUUAUUAACAGGAACACCGCUUCGACGAUUCUAUCCUCCAUUCGUGUUGCCGGCGAACGCGUCCUUUGUCGGUCCUUCGAACUCGUUUGGCCGAGCUGUAUAAACGAUCCUUCGUAAUGAUCGCACGUCGAUUAUUAAUUACGUUACGUCGUGUAUUAAUCGCAUUAAUCGCCCUGGUCCUCAAGAUCUUCAAUUUUUAUCAAAUCUCCGAUGCAAUCUCGGUGUCGAGGACUCGCGAACCGACGAGUUCGUACUCUCGGUGAUUUCGCGCAUGCACAGGGUGACGGAUAAUUUACGGUGCGAAGGGAAAUUUACGAACCUGUUCGCUCUAUCAUCGGAAGAAAUGGUCGAGGGAUCGGCUUCGCGGAACACACCGUUCGGGGAUCGAUUACUUUGGAUCGUUCCUGCUGGUCAUUUUUUUUCAAUUCAAUGUACACGGAGUUUCCAGCUGUGCCGUGGAUUGCGAAUGUUCUGUGCGACAGUGAAAAUGCGCGAAACGUGGGAAAAGAGAGAGAGAGAGAGAGAGAGAGAGAGAGAGAGAGAGAGAGAGAGAGAGAGAUGAAACUGCGACGUGUUCUAUUUUUCGACAAAGAUGUAGUUACUUAACGAUCCCUAGCGAUUAAUCAAUCCGUUUUUGGUGCGAGUGUGAGAAAGCGGUGGAAUACGUAAGAGAACCGGGUGGUGAACAGACAAAAAACAAUUAUAGAAACGUACAUGUAUAGGUAACUUAAACA
Messenger RNA from Megalopta genalis, 10867 nucleotides. Lineage: Eukaryota; Metazoa; Arthropoda; Insecta; Hymenoptera; Halictidae. The record is from RefSeq and is a predicted model, not a curated record.